CCCGCCCCUGCGCACCCCCCUCCGCUGAGACAGUGAAAGAGAAGAGAAUGACUGGGGAGGAAGAGGCGAUCGCUCAGUGGCGUUGGCUCUAACAGCACAGGAGAUCCUGGAGGAGGGUGAGGAGGAGGAGGAGGAGGAGAAGCAUUGUGUGCAGUUAGGGAACUGAAUCCACUCUCUUCCAAAAUGCCUGUCAGGAGGGGUCAUGUUGCACCGCAGAACACCUUCCUGGGGACCAUCAUACGCAAAUUUGAAGGACAAAAUAAAAAAUUCAUCAUUGCCAAUGCCAGAGUCCAGAACUGCGCUAUCAUUUACUGCAAUGACGGCUUCUGUGAAAUGACAGGAUUCUCAAGGCCAGAUGUCAUGCAAAAGCCGUGUACCUGUGACUUCCUCCACGGCCCGGAGACCAAACGGCACGAUAUCGCUCAGAUUGCGCAAGCUCUCUUAGGAUCGGAAGAAAGGAAAGUGGUGGUGACUUACUACCAUAAAGAUGGAUCCACCUUUCUCUGUAGCACACACAUUAUACCAGUGAAAAACCAAGAAGGAGUAGCGAUGAUGUUUAUUAUGAAUUUUGAAUACGUGACAAAAAUCGAAAGUCCAGUAUCGCCGGAGAGAAUACCUCGGUUAUUACCUAUUACGCCAGAAAACCGGAAAUUAUUUGGAAUCCAGUUUCCACAACUAAGACUUCUGAGCCACAGGAAGCAGUCGUUACCACAAGAAGACCCGGAUGCCGUGAUUGUAGAUUCUUCAAAGCACAGUGAUGACUCUAUGGCAAUGAAGCACUUUAAAUCCCCCACAAAGGAGAGCUGCAGCCCUUCUGAGGCAGAUGAUACAAAAGCACUGAUUGACUCCCAUAAGUGUUCCACUUUAGUUAAUGUAACGGGACCUCUUGACCAUUCUUCACCAAAACGACAAUGGGAUCAGCUUUUCCCAGACAGACUUCAUGCAGGGUCCCACAUAUCUCAUGCUAGAUCAAAAGACAGCGUUUGUAGUAUGAGAAGAGCAUCAUCAGUACAUGAUAUCGAAGGAUUUAGCAUUCAUCCCAAGAGUGUCUUUAGAGACCGUCACGCAAGUGAAGACAAUGGCCGUGAUUUCAAAGUUUCACAUUCCUGGAUGACAGGGGGCCCAUUUAACCAUAUCAAAUCCAGCCUCCUGGGAUCAACUUCAGACUCAAACCUGAACAAAUACAGCACCAUCAACAAAAUACCCCAACUUACAUUAAACUUUUCAGACGUAAAAAAUGAAAAAAAGGCUUCAUCCCCUCCUUCUUCCGAGAAAACGAUUAUAGCACCCAAGGUCAAAGAACGAACUCACAACGUCACUGAAAAGGUUACCCAGGUACUUUCAUUGGGAGCCGAUGUCCUACCCGAAUAUAAACUUCAAACACCUCGCAUCAACAAGUUUACUAUUUUGCACUAUAGCCCAUUCAAAGCAGUAUGGGACUGGUUAAUUUUGUUACUAGUCAUUUAUACUGCUAUCUUUACUCCUUACUCAGCUGCCUUUUUACUCAAUGACAGAGAGGAGCAGAAGAGACGUGAAUGUGGAUACUCUUGCAACCCCCUGAAUGUCGUAGACCUCAUGGUAGAUAUCAUGUUUAUCAUUGAUAUCCUCAUAAAUUUCAGAACCACUUACGUCAACCAGAAUGAAGAGGUCGUAAGCGACCCUGCGAAAAUAGCCAUCCAUUACUUUAAAGGCUGGUUUCUAAUAGACAUGGUCGCAGCAAUACCUUUUGAUCUGCUGAUUUUCGGUUCUGGCUCUGAUGAGACCACAACACUUAUUGGACUUUUAAAAACUGCCAGGUUGUUACGGCUGGUGAGAGUUGCUAGAAAACUGGACAGAUAUUCUGAAUAUGGUGCAGCCGUACUGAUGCUUCUAAUGUGCAUAUUUGCACUAAUCGCACACUGGCUCGCCUGCAUUUGGUACGCCAUUGGCAACGUGGAACGACCUUAUUUAAUUCACAAAAUUAGCUGGUUGGAUGCACUGGGAGACCAAAUAAAGAAACCAUACAAUUACAGUGAUCCCAGUUCUGGACCUUCCAUCAAGGACAAAUAUGUUACAGCUCUGUACUUUACAUUUAGCAGCUUAACAAGCGUUGGGUUUGGAAACGUAUCCCCAAACACCAACUCUGAAAAGGUCUUCUCCAUAUGUGUCAUGUUGAUUGGCUCAUUAAUGUAUGCAAGUAUUUUUGGAAAUGUGUCUGCAAUAAUCCAAAGAUUAUAUUCAGGAACCGCUCGGUACCACAUGCAGAUGCUGAGAGUAAAGGAAUUCAUCCGAUUUCAUCAAAUUCCCAAUCCUUUACGCCAAAGGCUCGAAGAGUAUUUUCAGCAUGCAUGGAGUUACACCAAUGGCAUUGACAUGAAUAUGGUACUGAAGGGUUUCCCAGAAUGCCUACAAGCAGACAUUUGUCUUCACCUCAAUAAGACAUUGCUGCAGAACUGCAAAGCAUUCAGUGGCGCCAGUAAAGGGUGCCUUCGAGCCCUAGCCAUGAAGUUCAAGACCACCCAUGCACCGCCUGGCGAUACACUUGUCCACUCCGGGGAUAUUCUCACAGCACUCUAUUUUCUCUCCAGGGGCUCCAUUGAAAUUCUAAAGGAUGAUAUUGUAGUGGCAAUUUUAGGUAAAAACGACAUUUUUGGAGAAAUGGUGCAUCUGUAUGCCAAGCCUGGAAAAUCUAUUGCCGACGUCAGAGCACUCACCUACUGUGACCUGCACAAAAUCCAGCGAGAGGACCUGCUGGAAGUACUGGACAUGUACCCUGAAUUUUCCGAUCAGUUUCUAACAAAUCUGGAGCUGACGUUCAAUCUCAGAGAUGAGAACUCAAAGGCUGCACUCUUGAGAUCGCAUGCAGAUAUUGAUUUCAAUGGUGAAAAUUGCAAACUGCGGAGAAGGAAAUUGUCUUUUAAAAACAAAUCAGACGAAGAUUGUAGCAGAGAUGAAAGUCAGAAUGGAUCUGAAAGUUCCACUGAUGACACAAGGAAUUACUCUUCUACAAAAAAGAAUAUGGACAUAAAGAAAAGUGGGUCUUCAUCAUCUUCUAUCAACGAGACGAAACCAUUAUAUACAGAAAUCAGUGCUUAUACCUCAGUCUUCUCAAAGCCUUCGGGGCAGCAGUUUGAAGAGGCUGUAUGUCCUUCAGCAAAGCUCAACCUUGGGAAAAGGAGUGCUUCCAACAAAGAUAUCACGGGUACAAGGAGCUGGGAGCGAGAGAACGCCGUGUUACAUGACAGCGCGCCUAAUCAUUCAGCAUUAAAUCACACCACAUGGGGAAUCUGUGAAGCUGAUAACGACCUCACGUAUGGAGAAAUGGAGAAGAGACUAGACUUGAUACAGGAACAGAUGAACCGGUUAGAAUUGCAAAUGACAUCCGAUAUUCAAGCCAUUCUCCAGCUCCUGCAGAGGCAGUCGUCCCUCAUCCCGCCGGCCUACAGUAUGGUGACUGCCAGUUGUGAAUAUGCCAGGCCGACAGCUCGGCGGGUACAGAGCAUGCAUGCCAAGGCGUCCAUCAAAACUGAUAGAAGUUUCAGUCCUUCAUCUCAGAGCCCUGAACUUGCAGAACUUGAGAAAUCAAGACCAAAAUCCAAAGAAUCACUUUCAAGUGGAGCUCACUUAAACCCAACUCCAGAAGACAACCCGGCGCAAGGGGUGGAUCACGGACAAGAGCACCCAUUAGAGAGCCAGCCCAGACAUUGCCCGUCCUAUCUCAAUCCAAUCAGACACACGUCCUUGCCAGAUUCUUCCGUAAACAGCCUAGGGGUCGUAGGCCUAAACAGACAUGAAUCUGAUCCUGGUCUUCCUGGGAACUAAUCCAAAAUUAGCUCAUUUUCUAGUAUACCUUCAAAUAAAAUGUAAGUGCUUUUAAUGGCUGUUUUCCUCUUUGUAUAUAGAAAUCCUCUAUACUUGACUCAGGGGCAAAAAUGGAUAUCUAAUAUGCAAAAGUACUGUAUAUUUUGAUACAUUUGAAGCUUAUAAAGGUACAGCUGAAAAGUCAUGUUGUAAAAUCCUGUAAAGACUGUAUGCUCAAUACUUAAAACUGCCAGCAUCACAAGGCACCUUAUAUUUUUUUAAUUUCGUUUUUUUUUUAACCACUUGCAUGUUAUGAAAUGGGUUUAUAUCGCAUGAAGAAUGGCAUUAAAUUAUUUCACUGAGAUGGAAUGUUACUUGUCUGAAUGCUUUUGCAUCCGUUGGGUCAGCUUAUGAAGACCAUCCACGUCCAAUGCAGAAAUAUCGAGCAAGGAGAUUGCUUCAAUUUAGUUUCAGUCCUGUCUACCGAGAAUUUCUGCUGAUCUAGUCUACGUCAGAAUACUGUCAAUUUGGACCAAAUGUCACAAUCCAGCUGAGAAUGAAUAAGGCGAGGAGCGUUGGGGAACCAAGGAUCCUCUUUGGUGAUUUAAGAAGAGCAAUGUUGAGUUUCACAUGACCCACAUGGAAGGGUAGCUCUGUUCAUUGUGACCUAAUUAACCUGUCUGCCUUAGGCAAUAAAACUAGAGAGUAAGCUCUACUGGGCAGGGUCCUGCUGUGCCUGAAAAUUUUCCAUAAGGAACUGCUAAAUCUGUUGCUACAACAGAAUGCAUUUCAAAUAGAAAACAUUCAUUCUUCAUUCUAGAUCAAUGACUUUUGCUGUAGCCCACUGGCUUUUGGUUCAUGUGCAACUUCACCCCAACUCAAAGCGAUGAAAGUGGUUUGGACUAGAAAAUGGUUCUGUAGAGUUUUUCCUGGUUCUGUAGGGGUUUUUCUCCCAUUGGAUUAACUAUAUGUGAACUGCUUGGGGUUUGUAGGCUGCUGGAGUGGUGGUAUCUGCUCCCUUUGGUGGAAGAUUCCAUGCAUGGACAGUAAACUUGUAUUGCCUUACCUCAAAAUUGAUCAAGCCAGUGCACAGGUUUUAUAAGUUGUCUGUGGCUGCUCCAUAUCAUGUUUUUAAGUUGGAUCUAAGUUAUACCCACAAGUGGUGGGACAGGAACUCACAUCUGCCCUGUGUUCUGGUGGUGUUUAUUAGCUUACUGACUGCUGGGAAUAGUAAUACAGUAAUACAAUAAUAUUAGGAUAUUCAGUGGCCCAAUGCUCCAGUGAGAAUCCCAGCUGAUAUGUUUGCGGGGGUGCCAAAAGGCAAACUGCCCUGGGGCCUUGGAGUAGACAAAAACAGCUAUAGAAGGUGACAAUAAGGCAAGGUGGUGGCCGUGACACUUUAUAUUAAUAUCCCCCAAUCUAUGACCCUUUAGUUGUUUCAUUGCCAGCACUGACAGCUUAACAGAGUUGGGUUCCUGAGAGGUCUAGGUAGAUCAGAGGUUGGACAGCCUUUCUACUCCAGUAUAUAAAAUAAUGAGUCCUUUCCCCACUCCCAGCCCUUAAGGUAAAAGUAAAACCACCUAAUUGCCUAUCCAGUAAUUUGGUGCAGAAGCAACAUGUCUGCUUGAACAUAAAAGCUACUGGAAAGUGAGAUUUGUCCAUCUAUAAAGGGGUGCUAAACUUUCUUUGCUUAAUGAGUUGCCACAGUUUUAUGAUAUUUCUUUGUAAAGGCAAUGGCAGACCUCGGGGAUACUCCUGUCCCCCGGUGCCUUUUCUGGGUCAUGUUUGGGCCUUAUGGCUGGUCAUGCUGUUAGAUCACUCCCUUCAUUUUGCUGACUUUGCCACCAUUCUUAGCCCAGCUUGCACAGGUCGAGUUGCUAUUGGCUGCUUAAUUCAUGGAAAUACACUCGGCACAAUGUAGAUGAAUAGAUUAUCAUCUUGGUAUGUGGCUGGGACAGUCAACCUUUGGCAUUACAACUCCCAGCCUGCCUCACUCUCUUGGCUCAUUAUUCAGAAUUGGUGUCCAGCAUCUCAGUUUGUCUCUUUAUACGACAGAUAUGCUUAUUACUACAUGUCCAAUACUUAUUCUGCCCAUGGGAUGGGACGAUCAUACGCUGCCCUGUGCCAGCCAUUCCUGGCAAUCCCUGCCUGCUCCAAAUGCAACAAGCUCUGCAUGCUGCCUGCUUCAUUCAUGAUUUAUUUGCCAAUGCAUGUUACAUACAAUCUAUGUACAGUACUAUUCCUUACGUGCUGCAAUUAUAUACACAACCAGCAGGUGUCACUAGAGCCAAACCACUUUGCAAUGUAAAAUAGCUGGGAAAAGGAUACUUUACGAAACGUUACGUUUUGUCGGUUGCUUUCUAUUUUUGUCACCGUAGAUUCUACAUUUCCAAAUUAUCUUUUGACCUAUGCAGAGUUGCACGUUUACUGGCAGGGUGGGCAUUGCAAAAGGUGCCAGCAUUAAAUUGUUUUUAAAAAGAAUUGUGGUGGAACCAUUAUAUCUGUGAAUGACAGUUUUUCUUGUGCACAUAUGGACACCUGGGAAAAUAUCAGUAUACACUCUGACAAUAAAGACACGUUUGCCAGGAAAGCUCAGAGUGGUCGCCUUGCAAUAAGCAGAAGUGCAGUUAAGCUUUUAUUCCCAUUUACAUGGUUGCCGUUAGAGUCCUACAGUGGCACGGAAACCCUGCUGGUUGUGGGUAGUAUUUUCAGAUGCGGGUAUAGAUGUGGGUCGGUGGGAGUGCAAGUUGGAUUGUAGGUCUUUUCCAUAUAUCUUAGCUUAUAGUACCUAUAUUAUCCAUAUUUUACAUUUUUUUAAACUUUUUUUCUACCCCUACCCCUGAUGUCACGCUUUGCAGCAACAGCACUUCCUGUUUAAUGAUGGUAAGCGGGUACAGGCUGCAUGUGACGAGCCAGGAGUGACCCCCACACCCAGCCUGAUAACGUUAGCUGCAACUUGCACGCCAUUCACAAAAAAUGCACAACAGCAGCAACUGCAGCGGGCACAACUUGGCACAGAGUAAUGCUACAAUUCUGCAGGAAAACACUGCAUUGUGGGUGGAAAAAAAACAUUGCAAACUUGCUUAUGAAAAUUGCACUUUGCCCGCAGCAGCUGUAAAUGAGGCUCCAUGUGUAACGCUGUGCAGAGGAGAGAAAAGGCGUUUUGGGGAGGGGAUUAUUUAUCCGAAAAGUUUCUAGAGAGCUUUGUGCGGUUUUGUUGCCUUUCCUUCCUUUCCCUGACAGAGCAGCAGUUGUGCCCUGCUUUAUGGCUUUUUUGCAGUCAGCAUAACAGGAUCUGUGGUAGAAUGAAUGGGAUAAGAACUUAGGUGCAAUUAUAAAAGGUGUCAUUUUAUGAAGUUCCUAGGUAUUUAAUAACAUGACAACCCUCUGAGUUCUUCCUGCAUAUUUGAAUUGAUGUUUUUUUAGUACCUCAGCACUCACUCUGCACAGAAUAAAAGGCCCAUUAUCAUCUCUUGCCUCGUGCAACCAGUAUAGCGACUCCCUCCACCAAUAGUGUGUGACUCCCUGGCAGUGUGUUUAGUGAGUCACUUUCUCCCCGUGCCCCGUGACUCAGGCACCAAAGCACGACUGUGACCAGAUCUUCUCAAUAGACUCAGCCACCUCUUCAUGGAAAAGCAAAUUUUAUUAUUGUUCAGUUGCCUCCUCCUUUCCCCCAGGCACUGACAUAGUUUAUUAUUGCUCUGGGCUUAUUUCUAAAACAGAUAUUGCCGGACCCUGGGUGCAACUGCCUCAUUGGCAGACUGAGUGGCAUCGCUGUGGCCCUAAGAUAUUGUUACUUUUAUGAAUUACAGAUGCAACCAAGGAUCUAGCUUAAGGCAUACAUACUGAUUAUACACCUACCACCUUUCCACCCUAGGCCUACCCCUAGUUCCGGCCCUGAUGGUCACAGCAGUGAUGAGAGAGGCAGUUGUAAUGCCCCAGAUGCCAUUGGCCUUAUUGAUUUUGCUGUGAGGGUCUUGUGAGACUCUUGCUAUAUCUAGAAUCCCUGCCAUAAAGCAAGACAGGGUUAUUGUUGCCAUGGGUACCAGAAAGCACACAAGCACAGAAAGUGAAUAUUGUCAGUAGUCAUUUUUCCAAUACAUCUUUAUGAAUUGCAACGGCUA
Molecule: messenger RNA, 7904 nt
Organism: Xenopus tropicalis (tropical clawed frog)
Lineage: Eukaryota; Metazoa; Chordata; Amphibia; Anura; Pipidae
Gene: kcnh7
Product: potassium voltage-gated channel subfamily H member 7
Exons: 17
Coding region: 184-3801 (1205 amino acids)
Biological process (GO): monoatomic ion transport; monoatomic ion transmembrane transport; transmembrane transport
Cellular component (GO): plasma membrane; membrane
Molecular function (GO): voltage-gated potassium channel activity; monoatomic ion channel activity
Source: RefSeq, a predicted model, not a curated record